Molecule: messenger RNA, 1245 nt
Organism: Erigeron canadensis
Lineage: Eukaryota; Viridiplantae; Streptophyta; Magnoliopsida; Asterales; Asteraceae
Product: protein ALP1-like
Exons: 4
Coding region: 1-1245 (414 amino acids)
Source: RefSeq, a predicted model, not a curated record
AUGAACCCUUUCUUCAACAAUCCUUUAUUUCUUGAUAAUCACGGCUCAACACCCCCAAAUUUUCAAUCGGAUUCGAGUUCAUCCGACGAGACGGACCGUUAUAUCAAUCUAUUCACAAUGGUGCAUUAUGCAAUUCAACAAGAUGUCCGCAAUACUGCCUCCUCUUCAAGAACACGGUUGUUUGUGAAGAUAGCUUUAGAUUUGGAAAACAAUUUUAGUUUUUUUAAGAGGAAGAUCGACGCGCGUGGUAGAUGGGGGUUUUCGGCUUUACAGAGAUGCACAUCUGCAGUUCGCCAGUUAGGCUAUGGUAGUAAUCCCGAUAGUUUAGAUGAUUACCUAAAUAUGUCGGAAAGAUCGUCACGUGAAACCCUUAAUGCUUUUUGUGAUGGAGUCAUUAAGUUAUAUCGGCAUGAAUACUUGCGUAGGCCAACGCGUACUGAUACACAACGCAUUCUUGAUCAUCAUGCGUCUUACCAUGGUUUCCCCGGCAUGUUAGGGAGUCUUGAUUGUACACACUGGGCUUGGGAUAAUUGUCCAGUAGCUUGGCGUGGUCAGUACACGCGAGGUAACCAUCACGGGCCGACGAUAUCGCUUGAAGCAAUUGCUUCACAGGAUUGUUGGAUUUGGCACGCAUACUUUGGUGUUGCCGGUUCAAACAACGACAUUAAUGUGUUGAACCAAUCUCCUUUGUUCAACCCUUUUGAAGACGGCACAGCACCGUUGGUUCCUUUCACUGUAAAUGGAACCGAAUAUCGGUACCCGUAUUAUCUAGUGGAUGGGAUCUACCCAAGAUAUGCGAUGUUUGUGAAAACGAUACAGCAUCCAACCGGUGAGAAAAGGAUUCGGUAUGCUAAGGCACAGGAGGCUGCAAGGAAGGACGUAGAGCGAGCUUUUGGUAUUAUUAAAAAAAAGUGGAAAAUACUUAGAGAACCGGCACGACAAAUGGAAGAAACCUCCAUCCGUAAGAUCAUGUAUGCGUGUUAUAUUCUUCAUAACAUGAUUUUAAAGGACGAGGACCACGCUAUAAGUCCUGAUUACAUUCAGGAUCCCCCAGUUGCGCCACAGCCAUCGGAUGAACAACUUUUGAGAUAUAUGACUCAAGCGUUCACGAAGAUCUUAAGAUGGAUCUCAUUGACCAUAUUCAUCGCACAUUCAUCCCGAGCAUCGAUCGUUAUGUUAGUAAAAGUCAUGACACAUCAAACCUUUAACGUAGUUUUGAAUCAUCUUAUUGUUCCAAGACCAUAA